AGGUGCUGUACGUCCAAGAUGGCGGCGCCCUGUAGGCUGGAGGGACUGUGAGGUAAACAGCCGAGGGGGAGGAGACGGUGGUGACCAUGAAGGACAGCAGGUUGACAGCACUGGAAACUGAAGUACCAAUUAUCCCCAGAACGGCCUGGUAGUGGCCCCAAUGAAGAGCCUUCAGAGCCUGUAACACACGUCCUGAAACCUGUGCAGCACAUUCGUGGAAGAGAAUGGCCCAACAAGCGAACGUCGGGGAGCUCCUCUCCAUGCUGGAUUCCCCCAUGCUGGGUGUGCGAAGUGACGUGACAGCCAUCUUCAAAGAGAACCUCAAUUCUGACCGUGGUCCUAUGCUUAUAAACACCUUGGUGGAUUAUUACCUGGAAACCAAUUCUCAGCCGGUAUUGCACAUCCUGACCACCUUGCAAGAGCCACACGAUAAGCACCUCUUGGACAAAAUUAAUGAGUACGUGGGCAAAGCCGCCACUCGUUUACCCAUCCUCUCGUUUCUGGGGCACGUUAUAAGACUGCAGCCUUCUUGGAAGCACAAGCUCUCACAAGCACCUCUUUUGCCUUCUUUACUAAAAUGUCUCAAGAUGGACACUGACGUCGUCGUCCUCACAACAGGCGUCCUAGUGUUGAUAACCAUGCUACCAAUGAUUCCGCAGUCUGGGAAACAGCACCUUCUUGAUUUCUUUGAUAUUUUUGGCCGUCUUUCAUCAUGGUGCCUGAAGAAACCAGGCCAUGUGACAGAAGUCUAUCUUGUCCAUCUCCACGCCAGUGUUUAUGCUCUCUUUCAUCGCCUUUAUGGAAUGUAUCCUUGCAACUUUGUCUCCUUUCUACGUUCUCACUACAGUAUGAAGGAAAAUUUGGAGACUUUCGAAGAAGUGGUCAAGCCAAUGAUGGAACAUGUGCGAAUUCAUCCGGAACUAGUGACUGGAUCCAAGGACCAUGAACUGGACCCUCGAAGAUGGAAGAGAUUAGAAACUCAUGAUGUUGUAAUAGAGUGUGCCAAAAUCUCUCUGGACCCUACAGAAGCCUCAUAUGAAGAUGGCUAUUCUGUGUCUCACCAAAUCUCAGCCCGCUUUCCUCACCGUUCAGCCGAUGUCACCGCCAGCCCUUAUGUUGACACACAGAAUAGCUAUGGGAGUGCUACUUCUACCCCGUACUCCACUUCUCGGCUGACGUUGUUAAAUACGCCAGGGCAGCUACCUCAGACUCUGAGUUCCCCAUCAACACGGCUGUUAACUGAGCCGCCACAAGCUACUCUGUGGAGCCCAUCCGUGGUUUGUGGUAUGACCACUCCUCCAACUUCUCCUGGAAAUGUCCCACCUGAUUUGUCACACCCUUACAGUAAAGUCUUUGGUACAACUGGUGGAAAAGGAACUCCUCUAGGAACCCCAGCAACCUCUCCUCCUCCAGCCCCAAUCUGCCAUUCGGAUGACUACGUGCACAUUUCACUCCCCCAGGCCACAGCCACGCCCCCCAGGAAGGAAGAAAGAACAGAUUCUACAAGGCCAUGUCUACACAGACAGCACCACCUUCCGAAUGACAGAGGAUUAGAAGAAGUACCUGGCAGCAAAGGUUCUGUCACUCUAAGUGAUCUUCCAGGGUUUUUAGGUGAUCUAGCCUCUGAAGAAGAUAGCAUUGAAAAAGAUAAAGAAGAAGCUGCAAUAUCUAAAGAACUUUCUGAGAUCACAACAGCAGAGGCCGAGCCUAUGGUUCCUCGAGGAGGCUUUGACUCUCCCUUCUACCGAGACAGUCUCCCAGGCUCUCAGCGGAAGGCCCAUUCAGCAGCCUCCAGUGCUCAGGGCGCCAGUGUGAACCCUGAGCCUUUACACUCCUCCCUGGACAAGCUCGGGCCUGACACACCAAAGCAAGCCUUUACUCCCAUAGACCUACCCAGUGGUUGUGCCUACGAAAGCCCUGCUGGGGACAGGGAACGCCAGACUUCUCUGGAGACCAGUAUCUUCACUCCCAGCCCUUGUAAAGUUCCACCACACAGGGGAGUGGGCUUUGGAAGCGGGCAGCCUCACCCGUACGAUCAUCUUUUUGAGGUGGCAUUGCCAAAGACUGCCCAUCAUUUUGUCAGCGAGAAGACCAAGGAACUGUUAAAGAAAGCGAAAGGCACAGAGGAAGACUACAUGCCCUCCGCCUCUCCCAUGGAAGUACUGGACAGACUGAUACAGCAGGGCGCCGACGCACACAGCAAGGAACUCAACAGGUUGUCUUUACCCAGCAAGUCUGUCGACUGGACCCACUUUGGAGGCUCUCCUCCUUCAGACGAGAUCCGCACCCUCCGAGACCAGUUGCUGUUACUGCACAACCAGCUGCUGUAUGAGCGAUUUAAGAGGCAGCAGCAUGCUGUCCGGAACAGACGGCUCCUCCGCAAGGUGAUCAGAGCAGCAGCUCUGGAGGAACACAAUGCUGCCAUGAAAGAUCAGUUGAAGUUACAAGAGAAGGACAUCCAGAUAUGGAAGGUUAGUCUACAAAAAGAACAAGCCAGAUACAGUCAGCUUCAGGAGCAGCGUGACACUGUGGUAACCCAGCUCCACAGCCAGAUCAGACAGCUGCAACAUGACCGAGAAGAGUUCUACAACCAGAGCCAGGAAUUACAGACAAAGCUGGAAGACUGCAGGAGCAUGAUUGCAGAGCUGCGGAUAGAGCUAAAGAAAGCCAACUACAAGGUCUGUCACACCGAACUGCUGCUCAGCCAGGUUUCUCAGAAGCUCUCAAAUAGCGAGUCAGUCCAGCAGCAGAUGGAGUUCUUGAACAGGCAGCUGUUGGUUCUUGGGGAGGUCAACGAGCUGUAUUUGGAACAACUGCAGAACAAGCAUUCUGACACCACAAAGGAAGUGGAAAUGAUGAAAGCUGCAUAUCGGAAAGAACUAGAAAAAAACAGAAGCCAUGUUCUCCAGCAGAAUCAGAGGCUUGAUACCUCCCAAAAACGGAUUUCAGAACUGGAAUCUCUUCUGGCCAAGAAAGACCACCUUCUUUUGGAACAGAAGAAAUAUUUAGAGGACGUCAAACUCCAGGCAAGAGGACAGCUGCAGGCUGCAGAGAGCAGGUAUGAGGCUCAGAAAAGGAUUACACAAGUGUUUGAAUUGGAGAUCUUAGAUUUAUAUGGCAGGUUGGAGAAAGAUGGCCUCCUGAAAAAACUUGAAGAAGAAAAGACAGAAGCAGCUGAAGCCGCAGAAGAAAGGCUUGACUGUUGUAAUGAUGGCUGCUCAGAUUCCAUGGUAGGGCACAAUGAAGAGGCAUCUGGCCACAACGGUGAGACCAAGACUCCCAGGCCUGGCAGCACCCGGGGUAGUAGUGGAAGUAGAGGAGGUGGAGGCAGCAGCAGCAGCAGCAGCGAGCUUUCUACCCCAGAGAAGCCCCCAAGCCAAAGGGCAGGCCCAUUCAGCAGUCGGUGGGAAACUACUAUGGGAGAGCCCUCUACCAGCAUCCCUACAACUGUUGGCUCACUUCCCAGUUCAAAGAGCUUCCUGGGCAUGAAGGCCCGAGAGUUAUUUCGUAAUAAGAGUGAGAGCCAGUGUGAUGAGGACGGCAUGACCAUCAGUAGCCUUUCUGAAACCCUAAAGACAGAAGUGGGCAAAGACUCGGGUGUGGAAGCCAAGACUGCCCUGAACCUAGAUGGCCCACACCCAUCUCCCCCAAACUCCGACAGUGUUGGACAGCUUCGUAUCAUGGACUACAACGAGACGCAUCAUGAACACAGCUAAGGAUGGGGGUCAAUCAGUGUUAACUUGUGUAUCGUUGGCAUAGAACAGGAGGUGUGAGUGCACGUUUCAAAGCUUUCCUGUUUCCAGGGUCUGAGUGGCUGUCUCAUGUGAUGGAAAUGGGUUGGAGGUCCUUUUGACAGCUGACUGAAUGCAGAACGGUUUUUGGAUCUGUCAUGGAAAUGCCUCUUAACCUUCCCCUCAACCCACCCCCAAACCUCUCUUUCACUGACCUAGCAGUGUGUACUAAUCGGAGGGCCAAUUUGUAUUCCUCAGUAGCUUUUUCUCCAAAAUGGUUGCGUCCUUUGAACCUGUGCAAUAUGAGGCCAAACUUAAUCUUUGAUUCUAACACACCACUUUCUGCUUUCCUGAAGCUCAGACAACUGGGUUCACUCUUGGUUAGGCCAGGUAGUUGGCGUUGCAGGUAAGUCUGGUUUUGUCCCUUCUAAGAGGAUGUAGCCUGCAAAGCUGACGGUCUUCACAUGAAAGCUUUUACAUGAGAUUUUCCCACUGCUUUUUGGUUCUGAAGUUCAGCAUCUGAAGCAGCAGAUCUAGAAAAACAAUAGUGUAUUCACCCUUCCGUUCUUUUGGCGGUUCUGAUAAGCUUCCUGGAAAGUUCUGUGUGAACAAAUGCCUGUUGUUUCAAAAAUCUAGAGCUGCACUGUAGAGACCAUACUUACCCUUUGGGAAAGCUCUUGUCCCUCCUUCCCCCCACUACCUCUUAUUUAUUUGGUGUCUGCUUCAAUGCUGGUACUAUUCUGACCACAGGCUGGUGUGUAGGUGGCAAAAUCUGUUCUCUGCAGGAGGCAAGGAGCAGGAGAAGUUACCCAAGAGACAGCUGAGCCUGAGGGACUGCACCUCCAGGCUGGUCUUGUCUAGCUGAGCCUUUGGUUAAACUCUCUGUCUUUUGCCUCUCUCUGUGUUCACGUGCGCCCCUUGUUUAUGUCAGCUUCUUUGUGAUGCUGCAGCAGAAAGGCUAUGAAGGUCCAAAGAGUUUCUUCACAGUUUAUGUGACCAUCGUUCUCAGGCUGUUAGGGCUGCCUCUCUGUGGUAAGUUUUAGGCCACCAAAAAAGGUAGUGGCUUUUCCACAUCAGUUCUACUUUUCAGGGACUGACUCUCUAGGGAGCUUGAUGUUGUCACACCCUCCCGUGUUAGUAACAGCAGAGAAAUUGAAAGCAGAGUCUGGGAAAGUAUCGACAGAGGCUGACUGUGUGUCCCCAUUGGGUUGCCCCAGCUGCUCACGAGGGGUGACACCAGUCAGAAUGCUGGCAGUGGCAGAGAAUCCAAACUCAGCAGAUGCUCCUGAAAUAAAUGCUAGAAGCCCAAGAAUUGUUGCCUGGUGAUCCAGAUGAGGCAAGGAGAGACUUGGUAGGAAAGAGCUGGUGAAUUUGGUUUUCCUGUUUCUAUUCUUUCAGUAGAAAGAAUAGAAGGGUUCAGCCAUGAAGAGGUAGAAGAAACUAAUGGUACGAAAUCCUACUGCAUCCUGAAGUUUCCAGCACGUAAGGGUGAAAGUGUUUCUUUUUUUUUUUAAGUGUGGCAAUAAAUACGCUGUCAUCUCUAACUAAAGGGAGCUAGACAGAGACCCCAUAUCCCCAUGGCUAUACUGGCAGAAGACCUGGUCGGUACAGGAUUUCUGGGUGUGACUGAUUCCCAGCCCACAGAGGGAAUGUCUCCAAAUGCUGUCAGCCUAGCAUGGGGUCGCAGUUGCUGCUGGAUGUCCAAUGUGGAGUGUUAGUGACACCCCAGGUUUAAUUCAGCUUUGUCCAAAGGAAAGCUUGAAAUCCAAUACAUCCUAGUUACCUAGUUUAGUUUAAAAGAGGAAAGCAUGAACAGAUUCAGAAAGGGAAAAAAAAAGUGUUGUAGGUUAACUAUGAAAACCAGUUUUAAGUGCUUUCCCCCUUCCCAAGCAUAAGAGAUCUGUGCUGCAGAACAAAGAUACCAGGCACUUAAAUCAAAGCCUUUUCCUUAAUUGG
This is a messenger RNA of Galeopterus variegatus (Sunda flying lemur), 5687 nucleotides long. RefSeq names its product tuberous sclerosis 1 (gene TSC1). Gene Ontology annotation, cellular component: TSC1-TSC2 complex. Lineage: Eukaryota; Metazoa; Chordata; Mammalia; Dermoptera; Cynocephalidae. The transcript is spliced from 23 exons. Bases 225 to 3716 code for a protein of 1163 amino acids. The record is from RefSeq and is a predicted model, not a curated record. Gene Ontology annotation, biological process: negative regulation of cell population proliferation; regulation of cell cycle; negative regulation of TOR signaling.